This is a messenger RNA of Musa acuminata subsp. malaccensis (wild Malaysian banana), 1504 nucleotides long. The record is from RefSeq and is a predicted model, not a curated record. Lineage: Eukaryota; Viridiplantae; Streptophyta; Magnoliopsida; Zingiberales; Musaceae.
GUCGACGAGACAAAUGGGAUGAGAUUGUUUGACCACUGGAAGACGACGUUGACCGGCGGCCCUCUUCAUGCAGAAGAGGAGAGGGCGAUAAAUAGAUGGAUUCCGAGUUCCCUGCAGCAGAAAGCUGGUCAUGGGUCGCAAGCUCCGCAGCCUCGUGGGCGCCCUCAAGGACACCGCCUCCCUCAGCAAGGCCGCAGCCACCGCGGCCGCUUUGUCCCCCUCCUCUGCCGCCCAGCUGGCCGUCCUACGCGCCACCACCCACCACCCUGCCGACGAGCCCCCCCACCCCCGCCACAUCCAGGCGCUCCUCUCCUUCGGCCACGGGUCCCGCCUCUCGGCUGCCUCCGCCGCCGGCGUCCUCGCCUCCCGCCUCCGCUCCACCGGCGAUCCCGCCGUCGCCUUCAAGUGCCUUCUCGCUCUCCACCACCUCCUCGCGCGCGGUGCCUUCAUCCUCCGCGACCAGCUCCCGCCCGCCCUCCUCCGCCACCCCGCCUCCGGCCGCAACCCCCUCGUCCUCGCCGCCUUCCGCCACGGCUCCUCCUCCGCCGCCUCCUGGGCCCUCGCCUCCUGGGUCCGCUGGUACGCCCGCCUCCUCGAGCUUCUUCUCUCCGCCUCCGUCCUCCUUGUCUCUUUCCCCACCGCCCAUCGGCCCUUUGCCAAGCCCGACGACGACGACCGGGAACGGGUCACCUCCCUGCUCGACCAGGACCUGAUCUCGGAGCUCGACGCGCUCGUCGGGAUCGUCGAGGAGAUGGCCGGCGUACCGGAGAUGGUCGCCGUCGAGGGCAGCAGGCUCGUCGCGGAGGCGGUGAGGCUGGUCGAGGCCGAUAGGGUGGCCGCCGAGCACGAGAUCGAGAUCCGGGUCACGGAAAUGGAGGGUCGACUCGGUUCACUCCGCUUCGCCGAUUCGGUCGAGUUAGUCUGCUUACUGAGGCGGUUGGAGAACUGCAGGUAUCGGCCGUGGGAUCGCAAGCCGACGGUGGGAGAUUGGUUCUGGGCCGGAGUCCGGGACUUGAUGGACCGGGCCGAGAAGGUGGUGCUACGGAAGGAGGAAGAGGAGAGGCGGGUGAAGAGAGAGAAGGCGAGCGCGUCGGCUCGUGCAUCCGACCGCAUUCCGGUCGGGUCCAACCAGGCGGUACGGUUCGGAUCGACAAGGUGGGCGGACCGCUGACGAAGGCUACGUGGAGGACCCCAAUCCCAUCCAACGAUGCUUUUAAAUGGGCUCUUCCAAUUCCUCAUCUCGAUCGUCCGAUGGUGCAUAAUCGGAGUGGAUCCGUGUCCAGCGUUGUAAAUUGAUGGAAUUGUAAGAUCCAUAGGGGGCGGUGGGAUUGUUGUUCAUUGGGACAAAAAGGUGAGAGUUUAAUUUUUUGUGUUAGUAGAAGGCCAUCAAGGAGUGAUGGCAUAAUAGUGUAUAUAAUAAGAAUGGUGGUUGAGCUUGUUCUAGAAUAUGACAUUUUCUUUUUGAUUGGUUAGAAUUGAUGCAACAUCUCAUGUUCCAACAUCA